Molecule: messenger RNA, 3026 nt
Organism: Neopsephotus bourkii (Bourke's parrot)
Lineage: Eukaryota; Metazoa; Chordata; Aves; Psittaciformes; Psittacidae
Gene: KLHL22
Product: kelch like family member 22
Exons: 8
Coding region: 347-2263 (638 amino acids)
Biological process (GO): cell division; protein monoubiquitination; positive regulation of TORC1 signaling
Cellular component (GO): polar microtubule; cytosol; mitotic spindle
Molecular function (GO): protein binding
Source: RefSeq, a predicted model, not a curated record
GGGGCACCGCCGGGCACACUGCGCCAAGGAACACGGCAGCGCCGACGGGUGACCGGGUGACCCUGGCUGCUUUCACCACCACCCCCCCCCGCCAGCCCCGGUUCCGGCCGCCCCUCCUUCGCGGGGCGGGCGCGUCAAGCGCCGUCCCUGUGGGUUCCGGGUCGCACAUGAAGGCGGAAGCCGCUGGCGGAGGCCGCCGCCGCCACUCUCGAUUUACCAGAUCCAUCUGGACAUAGAACUGAACACUACAUCCUGAUUCUGGAAGAAAGAUGGAGCCUUAGUGAUGGACCACUAGUUUUUAGGAUUUCAUUCUGCUACAGCUGGUGGCUGAGCAUUUCUGCCUGGGAUGGCGGAGGAUCAGGAGCUGACUCAGACACACAAAGCUCAACUCGCACCCUCCCUUCAGCAGCGCACCAGCAACACAUACCGCAGUGCAGAGCACUCUCAGGCCUUGCUCAGUGGCUUGGUAUCUCUUCGAGACAGCAGCAUCCUCUUCGAUGUAGUUCUGGUAGUGGAAGAGAAACCUAUUGAGGCUCACCGCAUACUUCUAGCUGCAUCCUGUGACUAUUUCAGAGGAAUGUUUGCAGGAGGACUAAGAGAGAUGGAACAAGAAGAAGUUCAUAUUCAUGGCAUCUCCUACAAUGCAAUGUGCAAAAUCUUGAACUUCAUUUACACUUCUGAGCUGGAACUCAGUGUGAACAGUGUACAGGAAACCUUAGCUGCAGCCUGUCAGCUUCAGAUUCCAGAAGUCAUUAAGUUCUGCUGUGAUUUUCUCAUGUCCUGGGUAGAUGAAGAGAACAUACUUGAUGUAUACAGACUAGCUGACCAUUAUGACUUGAAACAUUUGAGUGAUCAGCUGGACUCCUACAUUUUGAAGAACUUUGCAUCUUUCUCAAGGACGCAAGUGUACCGACAGCUACCUUUGCAGAAGGUCUAUUCCCUUCUCAGCAGCAAUCGUUUGGAGGUUAACUAUGAGUUUGAAGUUUAUGAUGGGGCACUUUUUUAUCAUUAUUCACCAGAGCAACUGGAGACAGAUCAGGUCUCCCUGAUGGAGCCCCUUAAGCUGCUUGAGACAGUUCGUUUUCCUCUGAUGGAACCUCAGAUCCUGCAAAGGCUUCAUGACAAAUUAAGUCCAUGUCCUUUAAAAGAUACCGUCGCAGAUGCAUUAAUGUACCACAAGAAUGAAUGUCUUCAACCAAUGCUUCAGAGCUCCCAGACACAGCUGAGAUCAGAGUUCCAGUGUGUAGUAGGAUUUGGAGGGAUGCAUUCUACUCCAUCCAUUGUCCUCAGUGAUCAAGCCAAGUAUCUGAACCCCUUGUUGGGAGAAUGGAGGCACUUUACAGCUGCACUAGCUCCCAGAAUGUCGAACCAAGGGAUUGCUGUUCUCAAUAACUUUGUAUAUUUAAUUGGUGGAGACAACAAUGUAAGUGGCUUUCGAGCAGAGUCAAGGUGUUGGAGGUAUGACCCUCGACACAACAAAUGGUUCCAGAUCCAGUCCCUACAGCAAGAGCAUGCUGACCUCAGUGUCUGUGUUGUGGACAACUAUAUCUAUGCUGUCGCAGGCAGAGAUUAUCAUGAAGACCUGAGGGAAGUGGAGAGGUAUGACCCUAAAAGCAACACUUGGGAAUAUGUGACACCUCUGAAGAAGGAGGUAUACGCACAUGCUGGAGCAGCACUGGAUGGAAAGAUGUAUAUUACUUGUGGGAGGAGAGGAGAAGACUAUUUGAAAGAGCUACAAUGUUAUGACCCAAAGGUUGACCGCUGGGAGGUUUUAGCAGAUGGUCCAGUGAGACGCGCUUGGCAUGGGAUGGCUGCACUCUUAGGAAAGCUCUAUGUCAUUGGAGGAAGCAACAAUGAUUCUGGCUACAGAAGGGAUGUUCACCAGGUUGCCUGCUAUAGGCCAAGCACUGAUCAGUGGACAAAUGUAUGUCCACUUCCUGCCGGACAUGGAGAGCCAGGUAUUGCAGUCUUAGACAACAGGAUCUAUGUCUUGGGAGGCAGAUCCCACAACAGAGGAAUCCGCAUGGACUAUGUGCACAUUUAUGAUGCAGAGAGAGACUGCUGGGAGGAAGGACCCCAGUUGGAGGAUGAUAUUUCUGGGAUGGCUGCCUGUGUCCUCACUUUGCCAAGGGCUAUUUUAAUGGAAACAGAGAAAUGGUUCUCAGAAUGGCAUGCAGACCGCGUGAAGUAUCACCUUGACUUUCCAUCAGAAGUUAUGAGCGUAUCAGACUGGGAGGAAUUUGAUAAUUCAAGUGAAGAUUAGAAAACUUUAAUAUUUAUUUUUUUGCCAGAGAAUGAGGAAACUAAGGCUUGAAGAAAAUACUUAAGAGAUUUUAUAUGUCUUUCUUAUAUGCAUAAAUCAGUAUUUAAAGGUUUGGAAAAUAAGUGUUCUGCACAAAUGCCAUUCACAGUCAAUAUCUGCCCAUCUGCAAGUGUUCUGCACAAAAUGACGCUUACAUUCAGUACCUGCCCACCUGCCAGAAAGCAGCAUUUUUAAAGUAACCACAGAACUGCCAUUUUCCCAGUUCAAAUAUAGAGGUUCCUUUGCUUUGAAGGAUACUUUUCUCAGUCUUCAGCAUGGACAAUAAAAAAGGCACAGAAGGCUCGGCUUGACUAGCUUCUUUCCUUCCAGCUUUUAGCUUGAAAUAGCUUUUUUGAGAGUUGGGGUGGUUUUUUCCCUAUUCUUUUUGGUAACAAAACUUCCUAACCAUCUUAACACAGGAAGGUAACACUUAGCGUCUCCCUCCUGUGCCGUGUGUCAGACAGCUUGGUUGGUUUUUCAGCAAGACUGAACAUACAGAAACGGGAACAGCAGCAAGAAAGCCUGAACCUUCAUCUCAUCUGGGCAUGCAGCCAUCUUUGUAACUGGGUUAAAGUCUGUGAACUGACACCCACUCCUGAACUUCUAUACUGCAAGUUCUGUCAACACAGUGGAACUCUCUCUGUACAAAUUAUGGCAGUCUCAACUGUCAGACACAUUUGUUCACAAGCAUAAAUUAAUAAAUCCUUGUCAGAACUUUUUUUAA